Hibiscus syriacus is the source of this 2920-nucleotide messenger RNA. RefSeq names its product protein transport protein SEC23-like. Gene Ontology annotation, cellular component: endoplasmic reticulum exit site; COPII vesicle coat. The coding region runs from base 128 to 2428 and encodes 766 amino acids. The transcript is spliced from 12 exons. Gene Ontology annotation, biological process: endoplasmic reticulum to Golgi vesicle-mediated transport; COPII-coated vesicle budding; COPII-coated vesicle cargo loading. Gene Ontology annotation, molecular function: zinc ion binding; GTPase activator activity. The record is from RefSeq and is a predicted model, not a curated record. NCBI's taxonomy places the organism in Eukaryota, Viridiplantae, Streptophyta, Magnoliopsida, Malvales, Malvaceae.
UUCUCUUGGGGUCGCCCGAAAAUAAAAUAUAAAAAAACCAAAAUUCUCUUCGAAUUUCUAAAUUAUCGUUGGAUUCUAAUCCAAAAAAGGUUUUUUUUCCCGGUUUUUUUGAAUAUAUUUAUCAACCAUGUCGGAAGUAGCCAACGUGGAUCCGGAAGGGAUCGACGCUGUGCGGAUGACGUGGAACGUUUGGCCGCGCACCAAAGUGGAAGCCAGCAAGUGCGUGCUGCCGUUGGCGUGUACCAUCUCUCCGAUCCGCUCGCAUCCGGACAUCCCCACGCUCCCUUACGCGCCUCUUAGGUGCAAGACGUGUACAGCUUUGUUGAACGCCUUCGCGCGCGUUGACUUCACCGCCAAGAUCUGGAUCUGCCCUUUCUGUUACCAGCGCAACCAUUUCCCGCCUCACUACGCCAUGAUAUCCGAGACGAAUCUCCCCUGCGAACUCUACCCGCAGUACACCACCGUGCAGUACACGCUCUACCCGGAUCCGAACAACCCUGCCAAUGCUUCUCAGUUGCCGCCGGUGUUUGUAUUCGUGUUGGACACUUGCAUGAUCGAGGAAGAGCUUGGCUUUGCCAAAUCGGCGAUGAAGCAGGCGAUUGACUUGUUACCGGAAAACUCGCUCGUUGGGUUUGUUUCGUUUGGGACUCAAGCUCAUGUACAUGAAUUGGGGUUCUCGGAUAUGUCGAAGGUCUAUAUUUUCAGGGGUAGUAAGGAGGUUUCCAAGGAGCAGGUGUUGGAGCAGUUGGGGCUUGGUGCUGCGAGGCGGCGGCCGACUCCCGGGUAUCCGAAGGGCUACACAGAUACUGGAGUCAAUAGGUUCUUAUUGCCUGCUUCCGAUUGCGAGUUCACACUGAAUUCGUUGCUGGAUGAGUUACAAACGGAUCAAUGGCCUGUAAAAGCGGGGCAGAGAGCGUCAAGGUGCACUGGAGUGGCCUUGAGUGUUGCAGCUGGAUUGUUGGGAGCCUGUUUGCCUGGUACUGGUGCUCGGAUUGUUGCUUUGGUUGGUGGUCCAUGUACAGAAGGUCCUGGGACGAUUGUAUCUAAAGAUAUGUCGGACCCUGUACGUUCCCAUAAAGAUCUUGAUAAGGAUGCUGUACCUUAUUUUAAGAAAGCUGUCAAAUUUUAUGAUAGUUUUGCUAAACAGCUGGUCAGCCAGGGUCAUGUUCUCGACCUUUUUGCAUCUGCACUUGAUCAGGUUGGGGUUGCUGAAAUGAAAGUUGCCGUCGAAAGAACAGGUGGCCUUGUUGUUCUAGCAGAAAGUUUUGGUCAUUCUGUAUUCAAAGACUCUUUCAAGCGUGUGUUUGAGGAUGGGGAACAGCCUCUUGGUCUAUGUUUUAAUGGCACCCUUGAGAUCAACUGUUCUAAAGACAUCAAGAUUCAGGGGGUUAUUGGGCCUUGCUCGUCUUUGGAGAAGAAAGGGCCUAAUGUUGCUGAUACUUUCAUUGGAGAAGGAAACACUACAGCAUGGAAGAUGUGUGGUCUUGACAAGAGUACUUGCUUGACGGUUUUAUUUGAUCUUUCAUCAACUGACCGAUCAAAUGUUCCCGCAAUAGCAAAUUCGCAGCUCCAUUUGCAGUUUCUUACAAGCUAUCAAGACCCUGAGGGUAAAACAAUGCUCCGAGUUACUACUGUGACUAGACAAUGGGUAGACAGUGCUGCUAGUUCAGAGGAAUUAAUACAAGGUUUUGAUCAAGAGACUGCGGCUGUUGUAAUGGCAAGAAUAACUUCCCUGAAAAUGGAGACGGAGGAGGGGUUUGAUGCUACAAGGUGGCUAGACCGGAAUCUCAUCCGAUUUUGUUCUAAAUUUGGCGACUACCGAAAGGAUGAUCCAUCAUCUUUUACAUUAAACCCUUGUUUUUCUUUGUUUCCUCAGUUUAUGUUUAAUCUGCGGCGGUCACAAUUUGUACAGGUUUUUAACAACAGUCCAGAUGAAACCGCCUAUUUUCGCAUGUUAUUAAACAGGGAAAAUAUUACAAAUGCUGCUGUCAUGAUUCAACCAUCGUUAAUAUCAUAUUCAUUUAACUCGCUACCGCAUCCAGCAUUAUUGGACGUGGCUUCCAUUUCUGCUGAUCGUAUUCUGUUGCUGGAUUCAUAUUUUAGUAUUGUAAUUUUCCAUGGCAUGACAAUAGCACAGUGGCGCAACAUGGGUUACCAGAACCAGCCUGAACAUCAGGCAUUUGCUCAACUUUUGCAAGCACCUCAUACGGAUGCACAAAUGAUCAUUAGGGAACGCUUCCCUGUCCCUAGAUUGGUUGUUUGUGAUCAGCAUGGAUCCCAGGCAAGAUUUUUAUUGGCAAAGUUAAACCCAUCAGCAACAUACAAUAAUGCCAAUGAUAUGGCUGCCGGCUCAGAUGUGAUCUUCACUGAUGAUGUAAGCUUACAAGUCUUCUUUGAGCAUCUCCAGAAGUUGGCUGUACAAUCUUAAUUAUAGAAAAUAGUCUUAAAGACUUGGCGGUCUUGUUUUGGUAUGAAAAUUCAAACGAUGUGAGUUUUGUAUCUUGUCUUACAUCCUCUCUUCCAUUCGGUUCCUUUACCUUUCUCUCCAUAAAUUUUAUGAACGAGACAUCGAACACAUCACGAUCUUUGGAAGAAAACAUCAAGGAUAAAGAUAGAAUCAUAUCAUUCCUUUGAGGAUUUGGCUGGAACUUAUCGAGGGAAUAAGCAAGGCAUCAAAGAGGUCAGUUUGAGUUGUUUUUCUUUUAGAUUUACAGGGAAAGGAAGGUACUGGUGAGAAUGUAUUCAAAUAGGAACAUAUUUGGAUAGAACAUUUUUUUCUUUUUUUUUCUUUUUGGGAUAUUGAAUCAGAAGAGUGGAUGUGUAUUUGUGUACUGAAUCUAAAAUGUCGUAUAUAGUGUGUGAUUGGGGUUUAAAGACUCCUUUAGGUUGAGAAGUUGAUAUGGACAUGGAAAUUCCAAUG